This is a messenger RNA of Symbiodinium sp. CCMP2456, 510 nucleotides long. The record is from the annotation of a GenBank genome assembly. Lineage: Eukaryota; Dinophyceae; Suessiales; Symbiodiniaceae.
AUGAGGAUCGUUGUGCUAAUGGGUUCUCAGCCUCUUUCGCUGAUUCGCAGUGUGGUGUUGGGUUCUGAAGGCCAUUUGAGAAGUUCUGUUGCAACACUCGGAAAGUUGCAGAACGGGGUCGGGGGUGCACUGCGGCAUUCGCUCCCUCGCCUGGAGCUUUGUCAGGACGCUGGCAACGAGAAGAGACAUUUACAAUCUCGGAAGCGCUAUUUGUUCCGCCUGAGCUUCUGGAGCUCGCUUCAACGCCCCGAGCAGGAGGACAUACGUCGCUUCGCUGGACAAUCCUUGCAGAGGGCUGGCUUGCGGCGUCUCGUCACCAAGGUGUGGCUUCAACCCAUUCCAACCCUGGCAGAAAUUCGGAGAUUAGCCUUGCAGCCUUUGCUGCUGCAUCCCUCGUUCCGCAUCGAUGGUUUCGUGCCGGGACCUGUGGUUACUUUGCGCCAGCUCGGAUUUGUCAAGUUACCAACUUGCAACAUCGGGUCAGGCCUGUCUCAGUCAACCCUUUGGUAA